Messenger RNA from Urocitellus parryii (Arctic ground squirrel), 4705 nucleotides. NCBI's taxonomy places the organism in Eukaryota, Metazoa, Chordata, Mammalia, Rodentia, Sciuridae. The record is from RefSeq and is a predicted model, not a curated record.
AUGGAGCAUGAGGCUGAGAAGGUCUCCUGGGAACCCUUCCAGGCCACUAUGCUUACCCAGAGCUGCUGUCAAAACUGCCUCCACCCUGAGGAGGCCCAUGGAGCAAGACACCAGGAGCUGGGGAGCCCUUCCAGCGUUGAGGCGYCCUACUGCGACCUGCCCCGCUGCCCGCCAGCCCCUGAGGACCCGCUCAGCGCCUCCACCUCCGAUUGCCAGGGGCCCAAGAGGGGCCUGUCCCUGWCAGCAGGGCUUCCUGAGGAGGACCCCACAGCUGCCCCCAGGAGCAGGCACCAGGAGCUGGAGGCAGUGCCCUAUCUGGAGGGCCUGGCCCCCUCCCCGAGUGGCAGCUGCUACGAGGACCCCAACUCUGACACCAGCUGCAGCCCUGGCACUUCCACCCAUGACACCAGCAGGUSGUCCUCUGUGGACUGCGACACUGUUGAGAGGUGGGCGGAAGUCCCCAGCCGGGACCUGCUCGCGAUGAUCCCGCAGAGGCCCCAGGAGGGGCAAAGAGCCGAAGGUGCCCGAAGGGCCACCAGGUCCCCUACAAGAGGAGACACUGCAGGCCAGAAAAAGGAUGAUUCGGGCGCUGGGAGCCGCUGUGCAGCACAGCACUGGGCCAAGCUCCGGGGAGAAGGCCGGUACUUCUCCUUGGAGCGACAGCACUCAGCCCCUGCCCAGGCUUCCUCUGCGACACCACAGCACAGACCUCACAGCGCCACCACCCGGGCCUCUGCUCAGGCUGCUUCUGCACAGCGCGAAGCCCCCCGGGCCUCCUCUCCCCACCGAGUCGCUCAGAAGGACAACCCUAGGCCCUCUUCCACCCAGCAGGACACCCCCAGGGCCUCCUUCACCCAGCGGAMUACCCAGGCGACKUCACUGCCYGCCAGAGUAAGCCCRCGGGCUAGCCCCGGAACCUCAUCCWCCCAAGGAAGCCGUCCUCAACCGUCCUCUCCCCUCAGAGCUGCCCUGGAAGACAACCUCGGAACCUCUACCCAACAGGACAGCCCACAAUCGUCUGUUCCCACUUCUCAGCGGGAGACCCCCAGGACAUCCUGUGCCCAGAGGGACAACCCCAGAGCCUCCUCCCCGAGCAGAGCCACCCAGCGGGACAACCCCAGAGCCUCCUCUUCCCAGCGGGACAACCCCAGAACCUCCUCUCCCAGCAGAACCACCCAGAGGGACACCCCCAGAACCUCCUGUGCUCAGCGGAACAACCCCAGAACUUCCUCCCCGAGCAGAGCCACCCAGCGGGACACCCCCAGAGCCUCCUGUGCUCAGCGGGACAACCCCAGAACUUCUCCCAACAAAGCCACCCAGAGGGACAACUCCAGAACUUCCUGUGCCCAACGGGACAAUCCCAGAGCUUCUUCUCCCAACAGAACCACCCAGAAGGAAAGCUCUAGAACCUUCUGUGCCCAAUGGGACACCCCCAGAACCUCCUCCCCCAGCAGAACCACCCAGCGGGACACCCCCAGARCCUCYUCCGUCCAACAGAACGCCCCCAGAACCUCUCCUGCCCAACAAGCCAACCCUAAAGCCUCCUGUACCAGGUGGGAGCGCCUCAGGAGCACCUGUACCCAGCGGGACUCCCCACACUCCUCCUUCGUUCAGCGGGACGGCCCUGGGACUCCCGGCUUUCAGACCAGUAUCCCAAAGGACAACCCUGGACCACCAUCUCCCUGCCGCUCCACCCAAAGAAACAGUCCCAGGAAUCCUUCUCCCCACCGCACCAACAGAGACAUCCCCUGGGCUUCCUUCCCACUCCGGCCCACUCAGAGUGACGGCCCCCGAUCCUCUUCUCCAUCCCGCUCCAAGCAAAGUGAGGUGCCCUGGGCAUCCGUGUCCCUCCGGCCCACCCAAGGUGACAGGCCUCAGACCUCCUCUCCCUCCAGACSGGCCCAGCGGGACCCACCCCAGACUUCUGCUGGCCCCUCCCAGCACACCUUGCCCUCGGGGGCCACCUCUUCUACCCACAAUCCUGGCCACCUCAGUGCCUGGCGCAUGUCCUCGCCUCUGUACCCUGGGGCCUGUGGGGCACCCCAGUUCUCUUCCGGGCCCUUCCAGCCAACGUGUGCCGUGUGCAUAGGACACCGCGAUGCCCCUCGAGCCUCUUCACCGCCCCGCUAUUUGCAGCACGACCCCUUCCCCUUCUUCCCAGACCCCCAAGCCUCUGAGAUCGAGUUGCCCCACCAUGACCCGCCCCACCUGCCACCAGCUGUAUGCAUUGGCCACCGCGAUGCACCCUGGGCAUCCUCGCCCCCUCGCCACGCCCAGUAUGACCCCUUCCCCUUCCUCCCAGACACAUCAGAUACCGAAAACGAAAACGAGCCCCCGCACCACGACCCUCCUCAGUUGCCCCCACCCGUGUGCAUUGGGCACCGGGAUGCGCCUCGGGCCUCCUCCCCGCCGCGCCAGUUCCCGGAGCCCUCCUUCCUGCUCCAGGAUUACCCCAGGGCCAGCACCGAGAGCCUCGUCCCUUCCACGGACUCUCUGCCCGARCCCCCGCACAGGCCCGCCCCCGUGUGCAUCGGGCAUCGAGAUGCCCCCUCCUUCUCCUCGCCGCCGCGCCAGGCCCCCGAGCCCUCCCUGUGCUUCCAGGACCCCCCCAGGGCUAGUAUGGAGAGUCUGGCCCCCUCCACCGACUCCCUGCGCGGCUCCCCCCUGCUGCCCCCACAAGUGUGCAUUGGCCACCGAGAUGCACCCCGAGCGUCCUCCCCUCCCCGACACCCGCCCAGCGACCUGGCGCUCCUAGCGCCUUCACCUCCGCCUGGCAGCUCAGGGGGCUCCCGGGGCUCGGCAGCCCCCUGGGAAACCAGGCACAAUUUGGAAAGGGAGGAGUACACCGUGCUGGCUGACCUGCCCCCGCCCAGGAGGCUGGCCCAGAGGGAGCCAGGAYCCCAGGCACAGGGCAGCGACGGGGGCCGCACCCGCAGCCCUGGCCGCGCAGAGGUGGAGCGCCUCUUCGGGCAGGAGCGCAGGAAGUCCGAGGCACCAGGGGCCUUCCAGGCUCAGGAUGAGGGAUGGUCGCAGCGGCCCAGCCAAGGUCAAAGCCAGCUUCACCGGAGACAUUCCAGCCCCAUCCCCAGCAGGCAGGUGACCAAGCUCCCUGCCAAGCAGCCAGAACCAGCCGCCCGUCGGAGCAGAGCAGAGGCCCCUGGGUCCAGGAGUCUUGAGAGGCGACUCCAGGCCCCCUCAGCGCCCUCCAGGACAUCAGCCAGACCCCCUGAGAGGGAGCCGCGGACUGAGAGACCUGCUAAAGGAAGCCGAGCCRUCUCCCCGCAGCCUCUGAGGGGGUGGCAGAGUCAGGAGGAGCUUACGGGGUCCCAGGGCUCUCACAGACACUCGGAAAGAAGUUGGAGCCACCACGAGAAAGGCCCAGGGCCUGAGGGCUGGCCAGGACUUGGGGAGCCCAGCCCGGGGGCUGCCAGAAGCCUGGAGGGAACAUGGAGGGGCCUUCCCAGGGAGUACAGGGACGGCUGGGGGCAGUCAGAGGCCUGGAAGGAGGAGCCCCCCAGUAAUGGGCUUCAGGACCCCUUCCAGGAGCCGGCCCAGGGGGGCUGGGGCAGCCUGCAGGAGCUGUCCAGUCCCCAGCAGCCUGUGACUCCCCCAGAGAGUUCCUGGGCAGGYCCCGAAGACUUCUCACACCCUCCGCAGCCAGAGACACCCACUGCCCUGGGCUGGAGCGGAGAGGGAGCAUGCCCACACCUUCCCGGCCCCGAGAAGCCACCUGACCUCGACUGGAGGGACUUGCUGGGCCUCCUCCGGGCACCUGGGGAGGGGGCCUGGGCCCGACUCCCAAGGCUGGACUGGGAAGGUCUCCUGGAGCUCUUGCAGGCCCGGCUGCCCCACAGGGACGCAGCCAGACACRGGGGUGACCCUGCCAGGACUUCAGGACCAGAGCUGGUCCCCCCGGGCACAAAAGAUGCCCCAGAGCCAGAGCGACACAGCCAACCCAAAGACUGGAUGGAGGCCACUCGAGUGAAUGGACAUAUCCCCGGCCAGCGGCCCCAGAGCCCAGCCCAGCCACCUUGCCCUGCCUGCACCUCCACCUCCACCCAGUGGCCAAAGACCAAGGUGACAAGUGACCUAGAGACCUCAACUCUGGAGCAGAUAGGCCACCUGGGGAGCAGCAGCCCCCCAGUGCUGGAGUUCCAACCAGAGGAGCGUGAGGCGUCAGAACCAGGCAAAGGCCAAGACUUACUGACUGACCAGAAGCAGGCAGACCCGGCAGACAAGAGGCCAGCAGAGGGCAAGGCUGGGAGCCCACUCAAGGGCCGACUGGUGACCUCAUGGCGGAUGCCCGGGGACCGACCCACGCUGUUCAAUCCGUUCCUGCUGUCUCUGGGGGUCCUCAGGUGGCAAAGGCCCGACCUGCUCAACUUCAAGAAGGGAUGGAUGUCGAUCUUGGAUGAGCCUGGAGAGUGGAGGAAGCACUGGUUCGUGUUGACAGAUUCAAGCCUCAAGUAUUACAGAGACUCCACAGCGGAAGAGGCAGAUGAGCUGGACGGCGAGAUCGACCUGCGCUCCUGCACGGACGUCACCGAGUACGCGGUGCAGCGCAACUAUGGCUUCCAGAUCCAUACCAAGGAUGCUGUCUAUACCUUGUCGGCCAUGACCUCAGGUAUCCGGCGGAACUGGAUCGAGGCUCUGAGAAAGACUGUGCGUCCAACUUCAGCGCCAGAUGUCACCAAGUAAGUGCUGG